AUGCAUUUCUGGAAAAAGAUAGGUAUAAAGGCCUCGCACUGGGUCCGACCCCACAACAGCAAUUCUGAAGGCCAGUACUUCAGCACCUACUCUGUACAAAUGGGUUUAAAUCAAGAAGACUUCAGCUGUCAUUUAGAGGACAGAGAGAGAGAUUUUCUAUAUCGGGCGGGCGAUGCAGGCUGUUCCUGAACUAGCACACCCAGCUCAGAGUUUCCAUGAAGACUCAACCUGAAAGAGCAGAACAUUAAGGAGGUGUAUGUGAGCCCCGAGUUCUGAACUUUCCUCCAGCCCUUUCUACAACAGGUUGUUGAGGAUUUUGAGUCACUUCUCACUAACACAACUCUGUGGGGAACAGGAGAGAAAAAUAAAGUCGCAUCUAAGGCCACAUCUAUUCUCCAGACUAUGGAAUCGAAUGUUCUAGAAAUUGCCUUGAAAGCUCCAGAUCAAGAAAUCCAGAAAAUUCAACAUAGUACUAUGGCUGUAGAAACUCGAGUUGUUACAGACAAUUGCUCCAAGGAAAGAGAGAGGAGUUUCACCUUGAACGUCCAAAUGAACGCAAUGGACAUUCACUGCAAUGAUGUCAUCCAGGGAAAUACACAAGGUCCCAGUGCAGUUGCCUUUAUUUCAUACUCUUCUCUUGGAAACAUCAUAAAUGCAACUUUUUUUGAUGAGAUGAAAGAGAAAGAUCGACUUUACCUGAACUCCCAGGUAGUGAGCGCAGCUAUUGGACACAGAAGGAACACGUCUCUCUCCGACUCUGUGAUUCUGAGUUUUCAGCAAGUGAAGGUGAAGCCCCUGAGCAAAAAUGUCUUUUGUGUCUUCUGGAAAAGCACGGAGGAGGGUGGCCACUGGUCCAGGGAUGGCUGUUUCUUGAUACAAGUAAACAAGAGUCACACCACGUGCAAAUGUACCCACCUGUCCACUUUCGCUGUCCUUGUGGCCUUCACCAGCCAGGAGGAGGAUCCCGCCCUGGUUGUGAUCACCUACGUGGGGCUGAGCCUGUCUCUGCUGUGCCUCCUCCUGGCGGCUCUCACCUUCCUGCUGUGCAAAGCCAUCCAGAACACCAGCACCUCGCUCCACCUGCAGCUCUCGCUCUGCCUCUUCCUGGCCCACCUGCUCUUCCUCACGGCCAUCGACAGAACUGAGCCCAAGGUGCUGUGCGCCAUCAUCGCGGGUGCCUUACACUACCUCUACCUGGCGUCCUUCACCUGGAUGCUGCUGGAGGGCCUGCACCUCUUCCUCACUGCACGCCACCUGACGGUGGUCAACUACUCCAGUGUGAGCAGGUUCAUGAAGAAGUUGAUGUUCCCUGUGGGCUACGGAGUCCCGGCUGUGAUCGUGGCCAUUUCCGCAGCGUUCGGGCCUCACCUUUAUGGGACACCUGAUCGCUGCUGGCUCCACCUGAAACAAGGAUUCAUCUGGGGUUUCCUUGGCCCUGUCUGUGCCAUUAUCUGUGUGAAUUUAAUAUUUUUUCUCUUGGUCCUUUGGAUUUUGAAAAGGAAACUCUCCUCGAUCAAUAGUGAUGUGUCAACCAUCCAGAAUACGAAGAUGCUGACACUCAAAGCGACAGCUCAGCUCUUCAUCUUGGGCUGCACCUGGUGUCUGGGCAUCCUGCAGGUGGGCCCAGCUGCCCGCGCCAUGACCUACCUCUUCACCAUCAUCAACAGCCUGCAGGGCGUCUUCAUCUUCUUGGUGUACUGUGUCCUCAGCCAGCAGGUCCGAAAGUGGUGGAGAGACAUCAUGAAAUGUAAAUCUGAGUCUGAGACUUACACACUUUCCAGCAGGUUUGGCCUUUACUCAAACCCCAGUAUGGACAAGUGAAGGGAAAAUAUUAAAACUAGAACAUUCAACUCCAUAUGGAAAGUCAUAUCCAUGGAUCUGGUUGGCAUCAUGAAGAAUGAAGCUGAGGACAAGGGGAAUCAUUAUACAUAUAUCCUUGGAGGAGACAUGUUUAACCUAUACUUCCUGAAGUGUUUGUGCUGCAUAAUGGGCUCUCAAUAAAUGUG
Rhinolophus ferrumequinum (greater horseshoe bat) is the source of this 2006-nucleotide messenger RNA. RefSeq names its product adhesion G protein-coupled receptor E3 (gene ADGRE3). Bases 403 to 1821 code for a protein of 472 amino acids. The transcript is spliced from 12 exons. Gene Ontology annotation, molecular function: calcium ion binding; G protein-coupled receptor activity. NCBI's taxonomy places the organism in Eukaryota, Metazoa, Chordata, Mammalia, Chiroptera, Rhinolophidae. Gene Ontology annotation, biological process: adenylate cyclase-activating G protein-coupled receptor signaling pathway; cell surface receptor signaling pathway. Gene Ontology annotation, cellular component: membrane. The record is from RefSeq and is a predicted model, not a curated record.